AUGGCACUGCUCUUUCUAUGGGAGGUGACAUCCGGGAUUCAAAAAUGGGUCACCAGUCUGAUCUGCGUGUUCUUCUACCUCAAGAUAGUUCCUGGGAAAAGUCCCAUAUUUCUUUGGAUGAAGAGCCACUUCAGCUUUCUGGUUGUGAAUAUUAUACUAGUGGGCAUUGUGUGCAGUCUAAUCACCAGCAUCAUCGAUUUGUUCUUCGAGGAGCAUCACGAUGAAAGUGUUGAGGGACUCAACUGCAGCUACACUAAGCUCCCACCCAGUCUCUCGGUGUUGAAGCUCUUCUGGAAGAGUUUUAAUUACUCUAGUGUGCUUGCCCUAAUGGUCUUUUCCAGUGGCGCACUCAUGGCCCACUUAAUCGCACACAUGAGGAAGAUGCAAGGGAACAACCAGUUGAACCAGCAUGGAGUGGCCCGGGCAGCCUUCAUGAUCUUCUUCCUGGCUUUUGAGUUUGUGGUAUGCGCUAUCGCUAGGCACACUCUGGCAGCCAUCUUUCAGCAUGGCCUCACUGAAGUCUCCAUGAACAGCUACUGCUUGGUCAACCUGACCCUCUCCACCAUCGUACCCAUCACCCUGAUUGUUGGGAUCAGUGCCUUGCGGCAGAGGAUCGCCAGUUUGUGUUUCAGUGCUUCAGGAAAUAACACGUAG
Paramormyrops kingsleyae is the source of this 654-nucleotide messenger RNA. NCBI's taxonomy places the organism in Eukaryota, Metazoa, Chordata, Actinopteri, Osteoglossiformes, Mormyridae. The record is from RefSeq and is a predicted model, not a curated record.